Molecule: messenger RNA, 2063 nt
Organism: Aplysia californica (California sea hare)
Lineage: Eukaryota; Metazoa; Mollusca; Gastropoda; Aplysiida; Aplysiidae
Product: sorting nexin-24
Exons: 6
Coding region: 207-698 (163 amino acids)
Molecular function (GO): phosphatidylinositol phosphate binding
Source: RefSeq, a predicted model, not a curated record
ACUUUACUUCCCAAAUAAACAAUACAAAGGGACAUACAAGUCUGAGAUUGCUGAGAACUGAGGGGGCAACGGUAUUCAAGUCAAACUGUCUCAGGACGUUUGACUUAGAUUUACACUGUUAAAUUAUAUAUUCUGAACAUAAUAAUGGGGUCUCUUUGAUUAUUUAUUUUGCAACUGAACUCAACAUCUGAACAUAAACAUUGAAAAUGGUGCUACGAGUCAACAUUCCAAGUUUCAGAAAGGUGAAGGAAGAUGAUGAGAUGUACACGGUUUUCUUGGUGGAUGUCUGGCUGUCCGGGCACCAUCAAGUAAUUGAAAAGAGAUACUCUGAGUUUGAAGAACUGCACAAACAGCUGAAGAAAAUAAUGAAAACUCCUGAGUUUCCUCCAAAAAAAGUUUUGAAAUGGAACACGAAAGUAUUGGAGCAAAGACGGGUUGGAUUAGAUGCUUUUUUUCAGGGUGUAUUAGAACAUGAGCCAACACCCAGCAUCGUGCACACCUUUUUGGAGACAGAUGCUUUAGAUGCCUCCAUGGACUUUGAGAAUGAGGAAGAACAGAAGACGACCCAUCAGCCUGUGGUGACUCUAGAUGCAGAUGUGUUCCUGAGAAACCUCAAAACAAACUGCCUGCCAAACAUCAUUGAAGAAGGAGUGAAAAUGGGAUUAUAUUCAACUCCAUCCCCCAACUUUAAUACUUGAGAUUUUGUAAAACUAGUCAUUUUAUAUUUUAUUCUCUUUGUACAUUUUAUAUCAAUCUUGUUCUUGGUACAAGUAAGUCAUAUUGAAAGAGACAUUAAUAUUUAUAUAUAUAUAUAUAUUAUAUCUAUACACAUGAACUUGUUUUUAAGGAAAUGAAUUGAAUUGCCCCUUCUUUAACAUAGUCUUCAUUUUGGUGCAAUUUUCCACUUGUUGCAUAGGAAAACAGGAAUCUUGUUGUCCAGUUUGGAUAUAUAUAUAGCAUUUGAUGAGGAUAUCAUAAUACAGAAUGUCUCAAUGUUAUUUCGCAUAGGCUGCAAUAAAUCCUUACUAUCUUGUUUUGGGUGUUCAAAACAGUACCCAUUGAGUUGAGGUACCGUUUUAUUAGUUUGAGGACCACAAAUGGCAGUUUUUUAACUGGUUUGUCAAGGUUGUACCAGUUGAAAGAGACUAUCGGUCUUUUGUUGCCCAGCACAAUCAUGUAUGUUGUAGCCACCCUCUAAUGGUGAUGAGUUUGAAUCUUUAGUUUUAGUUUGAGUUUGAGUUUUACAGCGCUUGCAACCCAAAGAGGUUGUAUAACAUUAGAGCCAAAUAUUUGAGGUUUUACUAUAAGGACGAUGGAUAUUUAAUUUUUUUUUGACGUGCGAGGCGCAGACCACACCAGAGUACCCGCCAACCACCCAUGAAGUUUUCUAUCUUCAGUCUCAUCAAUGAAAUCCCUACCAAUCCAAUGCCAAAAUGUUCCUCCCGAUAGACAAUGACAAUACUGAGUGUGUGUGGCUGACAGGCGCUCUGGUGCACUUUGCUCCUUCGUCCAUCGAACUUCCAUCUUCCUUACAACUCCUCCUUCUUUUAUUUGUAUGUUACUCUCUAGUAACACUUGAAACCUCUAAUUUUUUGCACUUAUAUGACCUAUUUGUAUAGCAAGUGCUGUAAAAUUCUGAAUAACGGUACUUCUACUUCUAGACUAGAGCUAUGUUGUUACAGCUUCAGAUUUUCCCGAUCUCCAAUGGCAAUUUAUGACUAUUUUGUAGAUGUAUCCUCUUUUUAUUUUUCAACACAACUUAGAUAAAUUGAUAAAUACUCUGAUGUUAUAUUAUAUUCUUAUUCUCCUACAUUUUAAUGUUUCUAUUGUUUUUAUGAAUUCUUACUCUGUGGUCAUUGUCAUCAGUGCAACUAGAGUAGAGGCACUCUGCCUCCACUUGUCAAAUAUUUUUGUCUGUAAAAAACAUUAAUUAUCAUAGCUGAAUUCUUUUUGGUUCCUGGUAUACUCUGGCUAUUAUUAUUAAGUCAUUUGAUGAAAACCAGUUUUUGAUUGAGAAGCUGAGAGAGAAUAAUGGAGAAAGGUAAAGUGAGGGAACAGAAAGA